Messenger RNA from Fusarium venenatum, 1194 nucleotides. The record is from RefSeq and is a predicted model, not a curated record. Lineage: Eukaryota; Fungi; Ascomycota; Sordariomycetes; Hypocreales; Nectriaceae.
AUGGUCAGUACCAGUGUCCUCAUGGUCAUGAUUGUAAUAUCUGUCGCCGUACGCUUCUGGCAAGAAUACCUCAGUGGAAUAGCUAUGUGUCGUCUUCAAUCGUCCAUCGCCACCAAGAUCCGAGAGAUUGUUCUAGAAAUCUAUUUUGUUCCAGGAGCAAUCGUUCCUGCCGAUUGUCUUAUUCUCGAAUCAUCGUAUCUCAGGACUAGCCAAUCUGCUUGGACUGGUGAAAGCGAGUCUAUUUUCAAGAAAGCAGGUCCACAUGACUCGAAAGAAGUAUUUUAUAUCUUUGACUAUGGAAACGUGGCGCUCACGGGUACUAACGUUGUGCCUGGUCAUGGAGUUGGUCUUGUACUCCGAACGGGCGAUGAUGUCAUGAUUGCGACCAUAAUUAAAGAGAUUGAGAAAAAGCGACAGCCCAAUGCCUUUCAAAAAGGUAUUGUCAAUGUAUCGUGGAUGCUUAUUGGCUGUGUCAAGGUUUUGGUUAUCUCGCACAAGACCACAGUAGACUGGAAGAAUGCAGCGCUGUUCAGCAUUAGUGUCGAUGUCGGUCUUGUUCCCGAAACGCCUCCAGCCAUUAUUAACGCGAACCUCGCUCGAGCCGCUCCCCAGCUUUCCAAAAAGCAGGCUAUCGUAAAGCGUCUUGACUCGGUUCAGAACCUCGGCGCUAUAACUGUUCUGUGCAGCGACAAGGCAAGAACUAUCACAGAGGAUGAACUAUCCGUCCAUAACUAUAUCAACACCGACAGAGAGAAGACUGUCAAAGUAAACGAACUUGUAAAAGUCGACUCUCAAAUUCAAGGCAACAGCGCAAACAAUAUGGAUAAAGCCAUGCUUAACUUUCGCCUACUAGACGGAGCCGACGUCGUAAUAGCUCAUUACGAUAAAGUCCGUGCCAUCCCAUUCGACUUCGAGCGUCGUCGAUCAGGGUGCGUUAUUCGUGGUAUUACGGGACAAAAUCUACUCGUUGUCAAGGGUGCUUUUGAAGAAGUUCUUUCUCGUUAUUCGUCAAUGAGAUCUCAUGGUAAGAGUGACCACUUGAGCCAUGAGCGACAACAGCAUUGGAGAGAGAUGGCUACGCAGAUGAACAUGGAAGGUUAUUGUGUUCUCCUCGUCGCUGGUAGACCACUAAGAAAGUCAUUUGUCGAUGAUGUGGAUAUACUUGUAAACCAAGGAUUGCAGAGUAAUGCUUGA